Messenger RNA from Alternaria incomplexa, 933 nucleotides. RefSeq lists its product as uncharacterized. The coding region runs from base 1 to 933 and encodes 310 amino acids. The record is from RefSeq and is a predicted model, not a curated record. NCBI's taxonomy places the organism in Eukaryota, Fungi, Ascomycota, Dothideomycetes, Pleosporales, Pleosporaceae. The transcript is spliced from 6 exons.
AUGGCAAGCCAGAACUCCAACCCCAACGCAGACCCCGUCUUCUUCGGUGGUAUAGAAGUCGACAUCACUCAAUUCGAUUUCAGCGACCAUACUUCGAAGGUCAACAGUCUUACGAUAACAUGCGCAGUCUUCAUCGCUCUGGUGGUGUUGACUGUCGGUCUCCGCCUCUUCGCAAGAGCGAAAUACGUCGGCCAUAUCUUCAUAGACGAUUUCCUUAUCAUUUGCGCCGCCGUCUUCACUGUUGCUCUGGCUGCAGUGUGUAUCGCUGGUAAGCAACAAAUCGCCAUCAUAUCAUCGUACCUGCGUUUCAUCCACGACAAGACCUUCCGCAUCUGGAUGUACGCGAUAUCUGUGUGCAUUGUCGGUCUAUGGAUUUCAGGAAUCUUCGUCACCAUCUUCCAAUGCCGUCCGGUUCAAGGAGCGUGGAAUUUCACCCUCGAACCAGUGUGCGUCGACUACGUCACCUAUCUAUACGCCAGCUCCGCCGUUAAUGUCGCGACGGAUCUUCUCCUUUGCGCGUUACCUAUACCUCAUAUUUGGAGGCUGAACAUGCCAAAAAGGCAACGAAUCGUUCUAUGUGUGCUACUGGCAGGAGGUGCAAGCGCAAGCAUAUUGGGCAUUGUCCGUAUUGCCUUCUUGGACCGUUUACGCGUCCUGGAUGUUACCUAUCAGAGCGUCGAGUGCGUCAUCAUGUCAGUAGGCGAGUGCAGUCUGGGAAUCAUCUCCGUCAGCAUUGCUGCUCUUCGUCCAAUGGCACGGCAGUUCUUCCCUAACGCGAUGCGAAACUCUCCCUCUUCCUCGUCCAAGCCACGCGAAGCAGGACACGUUCGCCUCGAACACAUACCCUCAAGCCAGGACAAGGAUCAGUUCACAUCGGACAGCAAACAUGAUCUGUCAGGUUCAUACGGAUCGCAUACACAAGUCUCCUGUUAG